Sparassis crispa is the source of this 1542-nucleotide messenger RNA. Its product is annotated as cytochrome P450. The record is from RefSeq and is a predicted model, not a curated record. The transcript is spliced from 13 exons. Bases 1 to 1542 code for a protein of 513 amino acids. Lineage: Eukaryota; Fungi; Basidiomycota; Agaricomycetes; Polyporales; Sparassidaceae. Gene Ontology annotation, molecular function: monooxygenase activity; heme binding; iron ion binding.
AUGGGCGUGCUCAGCAUUAUGAUGUACCAUUCCGCAACUUACCUUCCCUAUGCCGCUGUUCUUGUUUUCAUUUUUGUCCUUUUGCGUCGACGCAAACAAGUUUUACCCCUCCCUCCUGGACCUCCCGCCGAUCCAAUUAUUGGACAUCUUCGAAAACUUCCCCCUGUUCACCACCAUGGAAUAUUUCAGAAAUGGGCGGCAGAAUACGGAGAUAUGUUUUAUCUCAAUGUCCUAGGGCAGUCGAUGCUGGUCGUGAACACAUUUCAGAUUGCCACGGAUCUGUUGGAGAAACGGAGUGCUAACUACAGUGAUCGGCCUAAAAGUGUGUCACUCGGCCUACUUGGAUUUGAUUCAUCCCUUGCACUGAUGGAAUAUGGACCGCGAUGGCGAAAGCAUCGACAAAUGGUACAGGCAUAUUUUAAUGCAAAGAAGUGCCGCGACUAUUACCAGCUUCACAUACGAGAAGUGCAUGUCCUCAUGAAAAACCUGUUAUCGCAACCCAAAGGCUUUGAUUGGGCCAUUCAGAGAUUUGCAACUGCGAACAUCAUCGAGAUCACAUAUGGACAUCGCGUUCUAACCGACGACGACGAAUACGUCAAGAUAGGGAAAGCUGCGUUGGAUAGCCUGGAAGCUGGGAACAUCGGCGCUUCACCGGUUGAUUUCUUUCCAUUCUUGCGAUUUGUCCCUCCCUGGGUGCCCGGAUGCUCUCAUUUGACGGGUCCUAUUCGUAAAUAUCAGCCUGCCGUGAGGCGGCUUCACGACUUCCCCUUCCAAGUCGUCGAGAAUGAGAUGAUUACUGGUACAGCUCUACCCUCAUUUACGUCCACCUACUUGGACAAGAUAGAGCGAGAAGGGCCAAACAACGAGAAAGAACUUUCGGAUAUAAAGGCUGCAGCAGCAAGCCUCUAUAUCGGUGGAGUGGAGACGAUGUCCUCCACUCUUCGUACCUUUGUACUCGCCAUGCUGUUGUCUCCGGAGGUGCAGCGAAAGGCCCAGAAAGAAAUUGAUCGGGUUGUGGGUACGGAUCGGUUUCCAGACUUCAGCGAUCGUGCGAGUACUCCGUACCUUGAUUGUGUGUUGCAGGAGACAUUGAGAUGGCAUGCUGCCGUUCCUUUGGGAGCACCGCAUCGAAGCGCCGAGGAUGAUGUCUACAAUGAAAUGUUGAUACCUAAGGGAACGUACGUUAUCACAAAUUUGACAGCCAUGCAUCGAGAGUUCUACAGGGACGCCGAUAAGUUCUAUCCUGAUCGAUUCCUUCCGGAACCCAUUGGCUAUGGCGAGAUUCAUCAUGUUGCUGCAUUUGGGUUUGGUCGACGACGCUGUCCAGGAGUUGAUUUUGCACUGAAUACCAUGUGGAUUAUGUUUGCGACUUUCCUGGCAACGUUUGACGUCACCUAUGCGGUUGGAGAAGACGGCAAGAAGAUAAUCCCAAAGGCAGCGUUUACGCCUCACCUCACCAGUGCGCCUGAGCCAUUUGAGUGUGCCAUUACGCCGAGAUCGGCGAAAGCGGUGGCUUUGGUUCGACAACAGAUCGCCGAUUGA